Messenger RNA from Acanthisitta chloris (rifleman), 657 nucleotides. It is a transcript of the gene HSPB2, whose product is annotated as heat shock 27kDa protein 2. NCBI's taxonomy places the organism in Eukaryota, Metazoa, Chordata, Aves, Passeriformes, Acanthisittidae. The transcript has 2 exons. The record is from RefSeq and is a predicted model, not a curated record. Gene Ontology annotation, biological process: response to heat; protein refolding. Gene Ontology annotation, molecular function: structural constituent of eye lens; protein folding chaperone. The coding region runs from base 41 to 586 and encodes 181 amino acids.
AGGCAGCGAGGGCUCGGAAGGUGCCUGUCCCAGCCACGCCAUGGACACACGGACUGUGCCCCACGCCUACCCCAUGAGCUCCGAGUACGAGUUCGCCAACCCCAGCAAGAUCUACGACCAGAACUUUGGAGAAGGUGUGUCCCCAUCCGAGAUUUUAGCCCCUGCCCUGUACCAUGGCUACUACAUCAGGCCUCGCAUCAACAAGCAGCUGGACCGAGGCACCUCUGAGAUCUGCCUCAAUGAGCACAAAUUCCAGGUGUUCCUGGAUGUCUGCCAGUUCCUGCCGGAUGAGCUGACCGUCCGCACUGUGGACAACCUGCUGGAGGUGAUGGGGCAGCACCCACAGAAGGCUGAUCGCCAUGGCUUCAUCUCCAGGGAGUUCACCAGGACCUACAUCCUCCCCCUGGAUGUUGACCCCUUGCUGGUGAGAGCCACCUUGUCCCACGAUGGCAUCUUGAGCAUUGUGGCUCCCCGAACGGGGAAGGAGCUGAAGGCCAGAGUCAAUGAGGUGAAGAUAACCCAACAGGAGCAGCCAGUGGGGAAAGAAGAACAGUCUGAGGAAGGAAAAGAGACUGAAAAGCCCUAAGGGACCCAGAUCUGGGCAUGCACAGGGAAGUGGGGGGGACAGGGAUGGGAGAUUUAUGGUGCCAGAACCCU